This is a messenger RNA of Engraulis encrasicolus (European anchovy), 2101 nucleotides long. It is a transcript of the gene saxo6, whose product is annotated as Mdm1 nuclear protein. The transcript has 8 exons. Gene Ontology annotation, biological process: negative regulation of centriole replication. The coding region runs from base 553 to 1362 and encodes 269 amino acids. Lineage: Eukaryota; Metazoa; Chordata; Actinopteri; Clupeiformes; Engraulidae. Gene Ontology annotation, molecular function: microtubule binding. The record is from RefSeq and is a predicted model, not a curated record.
GUGUGUGUGUGUGUGUGUGUGUACCUGUGUGUGUGUGCACCUGUGUGUGCGUGUGUACCUGUCUGUGUGUGUGUGUGUGUGUGUCAGGUGCGUGAGUUGAGGGAGAAGGCCCAGCAGUACGGGCGGCGUGCGUGGGGCACCCACUUCUCCCGGCAGCACUUCAACCAGAUCCUGUCGGAGCAGAACCACCUGUGGGAGGGCUCGGAGGCCUCCUCAGGCCACGCCUCCGCCUCCUCAUCAUCAUCCACGGAAGGCUCCGGCCCCUCCGGACAGGGCAGCCGCAACGGAGUCACAAGCCCCAUCAUAGAGGCCCUCGACCUGGCCAGGGUCGGCAGUGGGGUGGGCAGUGCGUCAUCUGCCCGAGCAUCACCGUGCCAUUCUUCCACCAGGGGGCGAGCUGCCUCUGACGCCCCUGCAGCAGUGGGCAUCACGACUCCCACCAAACAGGCCUGGGCACCUCGAGGAGAGGGGCACCCCCACCCCCACCAUAGGAGGAGGAAGGACGCAGAGACAGCACACGAGCCAGCGUCUGAGCCAACCAUCACCACGGUGAUGGAGGAGCGUGCAGAGGACGACAGGAGGACAGGACACGGCCGCGGGCAAGACCUGGAGCUGGUAGAGGAGGUGGAGGAGGAGGAGGAGGUGGUGGAGGAGCGAGAGAAUGGAGAGAGAGAGGGAGACGGAGGAGGAAUGGGAGGAGAAGGAGAGCAGGGUUCAGAGGCGGGCAGCAGCGCUAAGGAUCGGGGCAGGAGGGCCACCCCCAUUAUGAGGGCCCUCUCCCAGGCCCAGAGGACCCACCACGACCGCACCACCCCCACCACGGGAGCCCUUCUGGUGUCCCCUACGCGGUUGAAGGCCCCCGUGCCCCUGAGUCCCUCUCCCCUAAGGAAACCCCGCUCCCCCCACAGACCCCCUGCACCCCUGCCGCCCAAGGUUGAUGAGGCCAGGCUAGCCUGUAGCCCCCCUACAGCCGGCAUGAGGACCCUAGACCCCUUGCCCCUCCGUGAUGAUGUUUGGGUCGACAGUGGGAUCAUGGCCAAGGAACCCCAAAGAAAGAGGUCACCGGCACGCAGGUCGUCCCGGAGACGAGCCUCCAGCGCCCAGGAUUGGGAUUCUCCCUGCGCCACCGCCAAUCGCAUACACGGAUCGCUCAGGAAUCCAGAGUUCCAACACAAUGGUAACUUGGGCCUUCUUCGACCGUGGCUCUUUGUGUAUCCCACGAGUGAAACGGCCGUGUCCGACGAGGGCGAGGAGGAGCGCAUGUCUCAGAUUUCAGCCCGCUCUGCAGAAUCCUGCUCCAUGGCUACCCACGUGCUAGGCCGUGCAAUCAAGAGGAAGGACGACUUCUGGGGCAAAAGCUAGCUGUAACGUGUGUUUGUGUGCGUGUGUGUUUGCGUGUGUGUGUUUGCGUGUGUGUGUGCGUGCGUGUGUUUGCGUGUGUGUGUGUGUGUGUGUGUGUGUUUGCGUGUGUGUGUGCGUGCGCGCGCACACGUCUAUUUUCACUGUGUUUGUGUGUGUGUGUGUGUGUGUGUGUGUGUGUGUGUGUGUGUGUGUGUGUGUGUGUGUGUUGGGGCAGGCGGUAGAGGAGCGAUGUACUUAGUGAAGUUUACAGGGCCUCAUAGGUCAGCACAUCUAGACUGGGGCACUCACCAGUGAAGUUUUGGAACUCUCCUUGUCCUUGGCACAGGUACAAAUACUGUAUUUGCUUGAAUACGUUUUCAUAAAACUUUGCAUUAAGUAAUUAAAUAAAUUAUGUUUUACUGAGGAAUAGUAUACUUGACACUAAAAUGUAAAAUAGAUUUUAAUAAUAUACAUAUUUUAUUUUAGUAAUUUUUCUACUGGAGUCAGUCUUGUUGAAGACUUUUAAUACUUGUAGACUUGCACUUGAUAUUUAAAUGGAUUUCAGUGAACAAAUGUAAGAAAUACAAUACUGAUUAUGUAAAUUUGUAAAUGUUGCAUAUUUGUCUGUGCCUAAAAAGGCAAAACCGGCCUCAACUAGUGUCCCUCCAUGUGUUCUGUUCAGGCCAGAUAAUGCUGUAUUGGGUGAUGGGUUAUUUGUGGAAUAUGCCUAAAUAAAUAAAGCUUGAAAUUUUUGAAUAAU